CAGGUGACGUCAGAGCACGAGAGCAGGCGCGUGCGCCGGGGACAGCCCAGCUGUGCCGAUUUGCUUUGAGGUGACAGUCGCUAGCUUUCACACAAGGAAGUGGAGGAAAUGUCGAAGCGCUGACGACUGGACAACCACGAACUGUGCGCUUCUCUCUGCGAGACUGGUGAUGUGUGCUGUGACACGUGUCCUCCUCUUUGAGAUACACUCCGGCAGCAUCAUCACCAUGCCAGCACAUAACUCCCCGUCCUCUACAGUGUGAGCUCAAGUUACCUUCCCGUCACUGCCAUUGUCAACACCUUCAUCUCAACAUGGCCCCUAUUCCUCCUGGGAUCCGCCUGCUGGUUUCUUUCGACAGAGAUCAGUGGUACAGAGCUCUCACCUUUGUCCUCACCUUCCUGCUCUACACCAGUUUCCACCUCUCUCGGAAACCUAUUAGCAUUGUCAAGAGCGAGCUUCAUAAAAACUGCUCACCUCUCAGUGAGCUUUCUACCCUGGCCUCCAGCAGUGGCAGCCAGGAGCCCUCCCUGCCAUCCCGCCAGACAGACAUGGACUGUAGCUGGAAGCCUUUUGAUAAAGGCAACUACAAACAGCUGCUUGGAGCCAUGGACUACUCUUUCCUCUGUGCCUAUGCUAUCGGCAUGUACCUCAGCGGCAUCAUUGGGGAGCGUUUGCCCAUUCGGCUGUACCUGACUGUGGGGAUGUUGACCAGUGGCCUGUUUACCUGCUUGUUUGGACUGGGUUACAUCUACAACAUCCACAGCCUGGGCUUCUAUAUAACGGUCCAGGUGGCCAACGGGUUAGUCCAAACCACUGGCUGGCCCAGUGUGGUGACCUGCAUUGGCAACUGGUUUGGAAAGGGGAGGCGUGGGCUCAUCAUGGGGCUGUGGAAUUCUCACACGUCAGUGGGCAACAUCCUGGGCUCCCUAAUUGCUGGCUACUGGGUGUCCUCUAAUUGGGGCCUGUCUUUCAUUGUACCAGGGCUCAUCAUCGCAGUCAUGGGUGUCAUUUGUUUUCUCUUCCUUAUUGAACACCCAAAUGACCUAAAAUCCAUUUCUGCUCAAAAGUCUUCGCCAGGCAAGAGUAUGCAGGUUCAAACUAAGCAUUGGAAUGGUGUAAAUGGACAUACCGAAGUGUAUCUACAAUACAAGGACAACAAAGCUAAGGCCUACUACUAUUAUGAGGAUAGGAUAGGAUAUCAAAGCAGGAAGAGUUAUGACACUGAGCUGCUGUUGCCUAGAGACAGCGUGUGUGUCCCUGUGCAACCAGUUGUGGUAGUGAAGAAUGAGUCGGAGCCGUCUGCUAUCAGCUUCAUGGGAGCCCUACAAAUACCAGGGGUGAUCGAGUUCUCUCUCUGUCUGCUGUUCGCCAAGUUGGUCAGCUACACCUUUCUUUUCUGGCUGCCGCUCUACAUCACUAAAGCAGCUCACCUAGAUGCCAAGAAGGCUGGCGACCUCUCCACCCUGUUCGAUGUUGGAGGAAUUGUGGGAGGCAUUUUUGCAGGGGUGAUUUCUGAUAAAUUGGGGAAGAGAGCCACCACCUGUGCAGUUAUGCUGCUCCUUGCAGCUCCCACACUGUAUGGCUUCUCCAUGAUCAGUCAGUUUGGUAUUGGCCCAACCAUCGGUAUGCUGCUGGUAUGUGGAGGUCUAGUAAAUGGACCAUAUUCACUUAUCACGACGGCAGUGUCUGCAGAUCUGGGGACCCAUAAGAGCUUGAAAGGAAACGCCAAAGCACUGUCUACUGUCACUGCCAUUAUUGAUGGCACAGGAUCUGUGGGUGCAGCCCUGGGCCCCCUGCUGGCUGGCCUGCUCUCUGCAGGGGGCUGGGAUCGGGUCUUCUAUAUGCUGAUGACUGCUGACUUUCUUGCUUUGUUGCUGUUGCUUCGCCUCGUGACAAAGGAGUUGGUCUCAACAAAAUCCCAUCCCAUCUCUGCCGUAGAGCUGAAGGAGCAUUGAGAACUUUGACCACACUCGCUAAACUGGAACCACUAGAAUGAGCUGAGCUACCAGACAUUUUAAUAACAUGGAUAUCUCUGAAGACCUGAGUGAUGAAGAAAGCAGCACAAUUCAUCUUUACACUCAGUAGCUCACUCUCCAGAGCUUUUAGCCUAUUUACACUUGAAUACAGCAUUUAUUGAGUCCACACAUUAGUGAAUGAAUGUUAGCUGUAAGAAGUCUACCAUUGAUGUGUAUAGUGGGAAUUUGGGUAAGUUAGAAGUAUCAUAAUUAUUUUAUUUAUUAUGUACAAAGUCUGUGCUCUUGUGGAUCCUAUUUGCACACACAUCCUAUUCUUUCCAUGGAAGGCUGUCUGAUCCAAUCUGUUUCUCACCUUAGGUUUCUGACACUUAAUUUGUCAUCACAGAAACCCCAUUAUACACUGUCAUGGCUUUGCCAUAUAAAGCAGUAGCCUCUGUCUGACCACCAAGCAGUUCAGUCCAGUUCUGUGUCAGCCAUGUUUUUGCAUGUGACCCUGCAGUAGAGAAGCAGACAGAUUUGAGCAGCCGAUAGGAAGGUGGAGUUUCAGCUGAACAGUGGCUUAAGACAGGUUCUGCUUCUCACACAUGAAUUUAUUUACAAUUUACCAUAUCGUGGUUUCUAAAUGCAUAGUGCUUUCAGCAGCUACUGUUAAAAAAACAAUUGAGCUGUAAAAACAGAUGAUCACUGUUGGGCAUUUUAUUUGAGCAGCAGAAACAAAUUAUGUGGGAAUGAGGUGGAGGCAGGAGUGUGAAAGUACGAAGCAGCAAUGUAGCGUCUUAGUUAUUUAACUCUUCUGGCUCUGAGGACCGUCUCAUUUGUAGAUGUGCAGGGAACACAGGACCUUAUUCCAAGCCCGUCUGUAUGAAGGGGACAUAUGAGACCACUGUAACUGAUGUACUGUGCAGAAGUGGCUCUUUCACCUUUGCCUUACUGAACCAAAGACACUAUGGGAUCAUAUGAUACUUUAAAUAAAAGACGUGUAUGUAGAAAAUUACUUAACUUAUUUUUUUAUCAGUUAUGUGGUGUUUUUUUCUGACUUUGCUAUAAUAUGAAGGCUCCAAAAAUAUAUUUUUCUAAGCCGAGUCUAGAUAAUGUGUUUGUAGUGUGGGACUGGAUCCAGAUGAAUGUAAGGUGACAGAGCACAUGCGUGCUUUAGUAGCACUGAGAUGAGGUUUAUCUCUGUAGUGUGUCAGUGGGCGGAUGAGCACUUGAAUCAUUGAAUUAUUGUUUGCCUUGUUUGAUUUAUGAUUUAAUCGUGUCUAAAAACAUGUUCCUGUGCAAAAGCUGAGGGUUUGGGUUUAAUUGAGUUCAAAGCCCUUUGGGAAAAAAUAAAGAUUUCAUUGAA
Messenger RNA from Betta splendens (Siamese fighting fish), 3321 nucleotides. It is a transcript of the gene slc37a1, whose product is annotated as solute carrier family 37 member 1. The record is from RefSeq and is a predicted model, not a curated record. Gene Ontology annotation, cellular component: endoplasmic reticulum membrane. The coding region runs from base 312 to 1955 and encodes 547 amino acids. NCBI's taxonomy places the organism in Eukaryota, Metazoa, Chordata, Actinopteri, Anabantiformes, Osphronemidae. Gene Ontology annotation, biological process: glucose-6-phosphate transport; phosphate ion transmembrane transport. Gene Ontology annotation, molecular function: glucose 6-phosphate:phosphate antiporter activity. The transcript has 21 exons.